ACAAGGUAGUAAAGAAAUAAAGAUAACAACAAAGAUGGCCGUCCUGUUUAUCAACACUCAACUUCUCUUCGGGAUCCUUCUCUCAUGCGUGUGUUGUGAAGAUUUUGGCUGCAAGUUAACACCAUUUCGGAACGACAUGACACAAAAUGGGUUGCUUUGGAAUUGCAGCCAUCAGAACUUGGAUUAUAUCCCUGCAAUUCCAACUUCUAGAAAUGUCACAGCAGUGGAUAUAUCAUAUAAUAAUCUGAGACGGAUACGGAAGGAAACAUUUACAAACCUGACUUCUGACGUAGAAAUUUUACGGAUGAAUAAUAAUAGAAUAAGAACAAUUGAGGCAAAUGCUUUCGUGGGAUUUGAGCUCAAAGAACUUGACAUUUCGAGCUGCGAGCUUGACCAUGCAUCGGUAUCCAGUGGUGCUUUCAAUAACCUUACUCAUCUCAGUGUAUUGCAUAUCAACAAUAAUUCCUUUAAAUCCUACCCAGGCGAUGAAAUCUCAAAACUGAGAUCGCUAGUUAAUCUGACAAUUGAUAUAUUUCCAGGAUUCAUAUUUGGAGAAAAGUUUCUUUCGCUAAAACAACUGGGUUAUAUAAAAUUUGUACCACAAGGAUUAAUCACCCUAACGAAUUCCUCGUUUCAAGGUCUACGUAAUUCGCCCAUAUUCUACUUGGAUUUAGAUUUGUUUAACCAUGUAGCUGAUUUCUGUGAGGAUCUUAGUGAGGAGCUGUUUUGCUCGUUCCCUUACCUGAAAGGAUUGUCAGUUUCAUUCGGUAUGAGCUGCAACAUAAAAAGAAUUUUACGUACUUUGAAAUGUCUUCAAGGUAAAGACUUGGAGUAUUUUCAUUCUUCAGAUAAUCAUGAUGUGUACAUUGAGAAGGCUGUCAUUAUUAAUGAUUCUGAUGUUGAAUACCUCAGAAAUAUAUGUAUAAAGGAACUUAUUUUGCGAAAUAAUGACAUAGAAGGGAUAAAUUUUAAGCUUCCGCUUGGAAAGUUUCAAAGUUGUCUCCAAGUCCUUGACUUGUCAUCCAACAAUAUACAGUUUUCCUUAAAUUACAGAUUGUGGGGGACACUAAUACUCUUUACGCCGAACAUAAAAGUGAUCAAGAUUUGUUGUCAAAAUGCAGAUGUUUCAAAGUCUAGAAAUUGGGGUUAUUCGACGUACAAUGAUCGAGUUUAUAAACGUCGUGUAAUGCGGAACAGAAGACGGGAUCCUUAUCAUAUUCUUCUUCCUCAGACACUAGAAUACUUAGAUAUUUCAAAUGCAGCUGAUAUCCGAACACAGGAAACAAAUAUAGUUGUUCGUGCAAUAAAUUUAAAGUUUCUGAACAUUUCUUGGACAGAAUUUGAUAUUCGGUAUAGAACCCGCUGGACAUCUGUCAGUCUGGAUUUCCCCUCCCUAAUUGAGAUGGAUGUGUCUUAUUGCACGUUAAAUGCAAAGUUCCUCUCCUUACAGAAAUUAACAUCUCUGAAAGUUUUAAUAGCUAGGAAAAGUGAUUUCAUUGCUGUCUCUAGUUCGGGAUAUUCCCAUUCUUUAAGAGAAAAUAUCUUACAUUUUCUUAAAAAUUUAAACCAAAUUGAUAUUUCAGACAAUGAUAUAUCACAUCUUCCUCGGAACUAUUUUGUUUUCCAGAGAAAUUUAUCCAUCACAAUUUUAAUGGAUAAAAAUUACAUCAAAUCCGAAGUUUUAGCGGCACUUCAAGUUCUGACUAAUAUAAACAGGCUAUAUAUGCGCCAUUUUACCAACGAAUGGGAAAUAUAUUAUUUUAAUUUCGAGCCUCUCCUUUCCCUUCAUGUCUCUCAAAUAUACCUUGAAUCGGAUGAAUACGGGUGUGACUGCUAUGAAAAGGACUCGCUAAAUACCUUAUGGAGAAUGAGGGACACGAUUGCAGAUCUGAAUAAAAUGACUUGCAGAUUCGCGUUUUCUGGAAAACCAAAAACCCUUCAAGAGCUAUUUAGAGAUGAAUCGUGGAGAAGAUUCCGCCUAAAUUGCAUUGUUAACGAUUUUUUACUAGGAUUUUCUAUCAUAUUAUUGUCGACAACUGUCAUUCUACUGAUACCAGCUAUGAUUAUUUUCAGAUGUAACAUCAUUUCACGUUGUAAAGCUAUCAAUUUUAGGGAUAAAUUAAGAAAAAUACGUUUUAGAUUUCAGGUGCUAUGGGAUGAAAGAAUGAGACGGAGGGGAUAUCGUUAUUAUCCCGUACAUACAGGGGAAACCCCAGGAACAGUAAGCACGGACAAUGAACUUAGCUCAAAUACAAUUUCUCAGGAAUCAGUAGGGUUGGAAAAUAAGGAAAGCGAAUAACAGAAUGCUGAAGAAUACAAAGGAACCUGUAGGAGAUCAAAGGAUACAGAAUAUAACAGCAAUGAUAUGCAAAGCAAAGAAAAAUUGAUACUGACUCCAAAUUUUGUUUUAAUUGUUAUUGAACUACUGAACUACUGCAGUGUGUAAGGUUCGACUUUUGAAGAUUGUGCAUGGUGUACCUUGAGUGUUAGACGUGUCCAGAUUCUGGUAACCAACUUUUAUCCUCGAAGAAGAUAUAUCACGUUUCGUCAUUUUGUAAUCAUUGUGCGAUUUACUUAUUUUUUUCGCCAAAGAAGUAGCCCUAAUAUACAUUACGAAAUUCAAUGUAUCUAUGAAAUAAAUGGUUGG
Messenger RNA from Saccostrea echinata, 2647 nucleotides. RefSeq lists its product as uncharacterized. Lineage: Eukaryota; Metazoa; Mollusca; Bivalvia; Ostreida; Ostreidae. The coding region runs from base 35 to 2299 and encodes 754 amino acids. The record is from RefSeq and is a predicted model, not a curated record. The transcript is spliced from 2 exons. Gene Ontology annotation, molecular function: protein binding.